AUGUCCUCUCGAUUGUUUUCGGUUGGCGCCCGCGUGCUGGGUCACACUUCGCCGUUAACUCGCAGCUUCCAGACGACCACACGACGAUUCGAUGCCGUCUCGAAUGCGACGCUGCCCGCUCGCAAGCCCGUCGGUGCCUUCAGAGGAGGUCUCUUCGGUUUCCUCUUCGGCACCACCCUUGCCGGCUCUGGAGUGUACUACUACGUGCUCCAGGAGUACAAGGCCGCAAAUGACCUGCUGACAGAAGAUAUCUACAACCUGCAAGCCUCUGUGCAACGGUUGAGCAACUACUUGACGACUUUAGAGGACCGGAUAGAGGCUACGGAACGGAGGAGGAAAUAG
This is a messenger RNA of Pyricularia oryzae 70-15, 342 nucleotides long. RefSeq lists its product as uncharacterized. The coding region runs from base 1 to 342 and encodes 113 amino acids. The record is from RefSeq and is a predicted model, not a curated record. Lineage: Eukaryota; Fungi; Ascomycota; Sordariomycetes; Magnaporthales; Pyriculariaceae. The transcript is spliced from 3 exons.